This is a messenger RNA of Solanum dulcamara, 1529 nucleotides long. Its product is annotated as arogenate dehydrogenase 1, chloroplastic-like. Gene Ontology annotation, molecular function: prephenate dehydrogenase (NAD+) activity; arogenate dehydrogenase (NADP+) activity; NAD+ binding. The record is from RefSeq and is a predicted model, not a curated record. Gene Ontology annotation, biological process: L-tyrosine biosynthetic process. The coding region runs from base 511 to 1326 and encodes 271 amino acids. NCBI's taxonomy places the organism in Eukaryota, Viridiplantae, Streptophyta, Magnoliopsida, Solanales, Solanaceae. The transcript has 7 exons.
UAUUUGUUUAUCCACAUAAUUUUUUCAAAAAAAUUUAGCCUAAUCCCACUUAAUUCAAGGAUUGAGUUAGACCGGUCUCACAAGCCAAUCCCAUUUUAACAACUCUAGCUACCAAACGACCUCGUAGUGUUAUAGCGAUAAGAGUUUUAUAACUUGUAAUAGCCCGUUUGGAUUAACUUAUAAGCUACUUAUAAGCUGUUUUCAGCUUUUUUGAGUGUUUGGUUGGCCAACUUAAAAUCAUUGUGUACUUAAAAUAAGUUCAAAAAAAUAAUUGGAUUUGUUUGACUUGACUUAUAGGUUAAAAAAAGUUUAUCCAUACCGGCUCUAAAUUUCCAAAAUCUAGUCGCUUCCUUUUUAGACUUUUUAAUAGCGUUCCCGCGUCAACACGUCCGUCUUGAGACCGUUUCGUCUUGUUUUUUUUUUCUUUUUUGGGUAUAAAAGGAGGCGUCCAACAUUCCUAUCAGCUACAUCUUCUCCCUGGGCUCGCGUUUAUCUUUUUGUGUCGCACCCAUGUCGUCUUCUUCUUCUCAACGAAAAACUUUACAAAUCGGCAUAAUUGGAUUUGGCCCUUUCGCGCAGUUUUUGGCCAAAACCAUGAUGAAACAAGGCAAUUUUAUCAGGGUAACUUCAAGAUCAGAUUAUUCAGAGCUGUGCACAAAUUUGGGCAUCCUGUUCUUCAGGGAUAUGGGUGCAUUUCUUGAAUCGGACAAUGAGGUGAUAAUGAUAAGCACGUCCAUCCUGUCUCUAUCACGAGUUGUGGAGUCCAUACCAUUCCAUUGUCUCAAGCGGCCUACACUUUUCGUUGAUGUGCUCUCUGUUAAAGAACACCCCAAAGAUGUCCUUUUGGGAGUACUGCCGGAGGAGUGUGACUUGCUGUGUACACACCCAAUGUUUGGACCAGAAAGUGGUAAGGAUGGAUGGACAGACUUGACUUUUAUGUACGACAUGGUUCGAAUUAGAGAUCAACCCCUGUCUUCUAGCUUUCUCCACAUUUUCUCAAGUGAGGGUUGCAGAAUGCUGGAAAUGACUUGUGAAGAGCAUGAUAGAUUGGCUGCUCAAAGUCAAUUUCUAACUCACACAAUCGGCAGGAUCUUGUCGGAAAUGGAGGUUGAACCCACGCCUAUAGAUACAAAGGGAUUUCAGAAACUUGUUCAAGUGAAGGAGAGCUCAGUUAAAGAUAGUUUUGAUCUGUUCAGCGGGCUAUUCAUCCACAAUAGGUUUGCCAGGCAACAGAUGAAAAAUUUACAAGUAGCAUUGGAGAAAACUAAAGAGAAACUUCAAGAGAGAUCAAAGGAGCUGCAGGAUCCUAUCAUAUCGAAGUUCUAACAACUGCUGAGGAAUACUAAUGAAUGGGAACUUCAUACUCGCUUUCUUGGUCUUGUAAUAUUUCGUUGAUUGUAUCUUUCAAGUUUAAAUUUGUUUCCAACUUUUACUAAGACACAUCCCAAGGAAUCAAUCUAGACAAUUCAGCUCUAAAAAUGAAAGGCAUUUUGUUAAGAAUCGACAGUAAAAGUGUUUCAUUGCUCGGA